AUGGCUGUUUGGAAUUCUUGUGUAGGUUCAGAUGUGAAGGCUGUUCCAGCUGUGAAAAAGGUGGUGAAGGUUGAGAGGGCCACAAAGGAAAACGUGGCCCCCUACGUUGCACAAAAAAUGACUUGGGCCAAGGUUGUUAAGGCAACUGAGCCAGUGAAGACUACAAAGGAAAGUGAGUCUGCCGCUGCUUCCCCAAAAAAUUUGGUGCAUAAGCACUCAGUUUCUAAUGGGAAGGAGCUACAGGAUGCAUCUCUCAAGGGUAAGUCGAAUCUCCAAUCUGUGGCAACUGGGGUUACUAAUCCUGCUAGGACUUGCACGGCUGCUGACACAAAUGAAGCAGAUAAAGAGUUUUUCUUGCCUUCUGACUUUACUUUCUUCAAGGACUUGUUGCUGGAGAAGAAUCACAAGACCUACUUGCCAGUUGAUUUUUUCAAGUUCAAGGAAUGGGCCAGAGAAGAUGAAAGCUUGUCGUAUCUUCCUAAGGACUUCUACAAGUAUCCGGAAUGGGUCAGUGAGAACGUAAACGCCGUCUUUUAUCCUAAGGACUUUUACAAGUAUCAGGAUUGGAUCGGUGAAGACGACAACGCCAUCUUUUUUCCCACUGAUUUCUACAAGUACAAGGAGUGGACGACUGAAGAGAACAGCAUCUGUUUCUUUCCUAAGGAUUUCUUCAAGUAUCAGGAUUGGACAGAGUUUGGGUAUGCGUCAUUCCUUCCUUGUGAUUUCUUCAAGUACAAGGACUGGGUAAGAGAAAAGGAGGAACUGUCUUUCCUUCCUUGUGAUUUCUUCAAGUACAAGGAGUGGACUUCUGAAAAGCAUACCAAGUCAUUCCUUCCAUGCGACUUCUUCAAGUACCAAGAUUGGACCAAUAAAAAGAAGGAUUCAAUCUUCCUUCCUUCUGAUUUCUUCACAUACAAAGAGUGGGUAAGUGAAAAGGUGUGUUCGUCCUUCCUUCCUUGCGAUUUCUUCAAAUACAAGGAGUGGACCAAUGAGAAGGACGAUUCGUCUUGCCUUCCUUGUGCAUUCUUCAAGUACAAAGAGUGGACGAGUGAAAAGAAACGCCCCACUUUCCUUCCCCGUGACUUCUUCAAUAUGUGGAAACUCGAAAGAGGAAAUGUCAGAACAACUCAAAAGAAGGAACUCCAGUUUUCGCCCGAGCAAAUUACGUCUGUCCUUCCUUGUCCUGAGUUUGGCUUUGAUUUAAUUUUUUACAAGAAGCCAGCAGCUUUGGAGGUAGUUGGUGCUCAGAGAAUUUGCUCGUGGUAA
Candidozyma auris is the source of this 1266-nucleotide messenger RNA. RefSeq lists its product as uncharacterized. The record is from RefSeq and is a predicted model, not a curated record. The transcript has a single exon. The coding region runs from base 1 to 1266 and encodes 421 amino acids. Lineage: Eukaryota; Fungi; Ascomycota; Pichiomycetes; Serinales; Metschnikowiaceae.